Rhinolophus ferrumequinum (greater horseshoe bat) is the source of this 204-nucleotide messenger RNA. Its product is annotated as guanine nucleotide-binding protein G(I)/G(S)/G(O) subunit gamma-5-like. Bases 1 to 180 code for a protein of 59 amino acids. The transcript has a single exon. Gene Ontology annotation, molecular function: G-protein beta-subunit binding. The record is from RefSeq and is a predicted model, not a curated record. Gene Ontology annotation, cellular component: heterotrimeric G-protein complex. NCBI's taxonomy places the organism in Eukaryota, Metazoa, Chordata, Mammalia, Chiroptera, Rhinolophidae. Gene Ontology annotation, biological process: G protein-coupled receptor signaling pathway.
AUGUCUGACUCCUCCAGCGUCACUGCUAUGAAGAAAGUGGUUCAACAGCUGCGGCUGGAAGCCACAGCUGCAGAUUUGAAACAAUUCUGUCUGCAGAAUGCUCAACAUGACCCCCUGCUGACUGGAGUAUCUUCAAGUACAAAUGCCUUCAGACCCCAGAAAGUCUGUUCCUUUUUGUAAUGAAACUAAUCUUUGGAGGUUUUC